Molecule: messenger RNA, 6527 nt
Organism: Amphiprion ocellaris (clown anemonefish)
Lineage: Eukaryota; Metazoa; Chordata; Actinopteri; Pomacentridae
Product: neurexophilin-1
Exons: 2
Coding region: 286-1152 (288 amino acids)
Molecular function (GO): signaling receptor binding
Source: RefSeq, a predicted model, not a curated record
UUCCACACUGACACUCAGAUGUACAAACACCUCAGUUCUCACCACAGCGUCUGCAAACCCUGCGACACAAAAACAGCCCAGUAGUUACUUGAAACGUUUCCCCAGCAGGCAUCUGACCCUUCCUGAAUGAGCCUGAGAAGAUUCAUCUCUGCUCCCUCGUCUCCGGACCGCCUCACUCUUUGUUUCUCCUCAAGUUCGGCAGCUGAUAACGGCUCAAUCAGAGGGAGGUUUUCUUUUCUUUUUUUUCUUUUUUGUUGCGGCUGAGAAGCUCAAGGACAGUUUGACAUGAGGGGAGAAGCUCCACAAAGAGGCAUGAAGACCACAUGUCUGAGGACUGCUGCUGUGCUGCUGUCAGUCAUCUCUCUGGUCACCAGUGCGGAUUCACCAAGCUCAGACCUAAGAGAGAGCUCAAAGUCCAAAGUGAAGACCUACUGGACUGAAAGCAGCAAGGCCUUUUCCAUUAGCCGUCUGCUGUCCCAAACCCUUUACGGCAAAGAGAACUUUACCUCUCUGGAUCUGAACUAUGAUGAGACGGACUCUUAUUCUAAACAGGAGCAGUGGAACUGGCUUUAUAAUACAUCAAACGCCCGUGACCCUCGAUCACGGACAAAAAGAAGGCCUAUCGUCAAGACAGGAAAGUUCAAGAAGAUGUUCGGUUGGGGCGACUUCCAUUCUAACAUCAAGACUGUGAAGCUGAACCUGCUCAUCACUGGUAAAAUCGUGGAUCAUGGCAACGGCACGUUCAGCGUCUACUUCCGGCACAACUCAACCGGUCAGGGCAACGUUUCUGUGGGGCUUGUUCCUCCAACCAAGGCCGUGGAGUUCCAGGUCCAUCAGCAGCACCAGCAGUUCCACCACCAUCACCACCAGCAACAGCAGACAGCCCUGGAGACCAAAGACACCAAGCUGUUCAACUGCAGGGUGGAGUACGAAAAGGUGGAAAAGGGCACCAGGAACUCACUGUGUGCCCACGACCCAUCGCAGAGCUGCCCGCAGGAGCAGACGCAGAGCCACGUGUCCUGGCUGUGCUCCAAACCCUUCAAAGUCAUCUGCAUCUUUAUUACCUUCUACAGCACCGACUACAAGCUGGUGCAGAAGGUGUGUCCAGACUAUAACUACCACAGUGACACCCCAUACCUCCCCACCGGGUGAUCACCUGGCCAGACGAGAGGAAAAACAAAAAAAGAAAAAAAGAAACAAAGACAGGAUGUCGGGUCCUGAGCAAUGUCAGAUUAUUUGGAUGAAAAUGGAGUCCAGACAUUUCCAGCUUGAGUUGUUGACAGGCAUUAUUACAACUAACAUAUCCUUGUCACAAGACUGAUAUUGCUCCAAUGAACAGACCAAGCCUGGGGUCAUUAUGAGAGCAUUUAGGGAAGCAUUUAUAGGCUUGCAAUAUUCAUAUUAUAUGCAUAGCUGCUAACAUCGAAAAGGAAAUUCUCAAGCCAACCGAAAAAAUAUGCUGAUUGUAUUUAUGUAAAUAUUGUGGAUUUCACACAAAGACCAGAGAACAAUUUUAUUAAUGUUUUCUCCUGCUAAUUUAGUUGUUUAUGUUCAUAGUGUAUUUCCGUCUCAAUCAUGCUUUCUGUCUUCUCCAAUCAGUCUCUGGUAAUCAUUGCAAACACGUAAAUGUCAAUGCAAAUAAGAAGAAUCUGUCAGUAUGCAUUAGAGGGCAUAAUGGGAAAAGCAAACAUAUUUUGAGUGGUGUUGUUUUCUGCAGUGUGAUUGUUAGAGUGAAUAUACCUCUCUGAUAUUGUUGUUGGAAUCUCGUCCAUGUCCAUGCAUGAACCCAAUGUGGUAAACAGCUAAAUAACGUCCAUCUAUAUUUUCAUGUUAUUGCAGCUGUCAAAAAUAAUCUUCAUCAAUUGUUGACACAAAGAGAAAACAGUGCUUCUAUUUUAAUUCUGUGUUACGUGUUAGCAGUUUUAAGGCCAUGGAUGGUGCACAGAAAAUGACACCAAAUAGAGGGCUCCCAUCAGAUCAAACAUAAGCAAGUAAAUGUUACAAUAAAUAAAUAAAGUUGCAGAAGACAAACGAGAUGACAGAGAUGAAGGAGAUCAUUUUCUGCACUACUCUUUAAAAAUAAUCAAAGUAACUGUGCUCUAAUUCUGCUGUUCCCUCAGUUCUGCAUUUCCAUUUUAGACAUUUAAAUGGUGCUUUUAUUUCUGACUUACAACGAGUCCGGUGUAAUAAAUUUCAAUCGCUGCAUCACUAAUAUGACAAGAAGCCAGUAGUAUGAAAUGUCAGAGCAAUAGUGGCCCUGCAGAAACCAAAAUAACUAUUUAUAUAGAAAAAUGCUGGAUAAUGAAAGACAAACAAGGUCAAAGUGUUUGCAUAAAAAUAGGUAUUAAAACAGGAAGAGGAAAACAUUAAGCUAUAGAGAGGAUGAUUUUAUUAAUUGAACCAAAGCUGAGACAGAACUAGGGCUGUAGUCUGCAGGUCGACUGGUUGGUCGAUUUGCUCUCCUCUAACGUACUUCUAUUGGCUAGAAACCACUCCUUACUUUCAUAAGGAGUGAAGCACUCCAUCAACAGCCUUGCGUGAUUACUCCAUUAUUUUUGGUGUGGAGGGGUGAACAGACUACCUAUGAACUCCUCUGUGUUUUCACAUCUUUAAAUUCAGCCAAUGGAAAGAAGACUGCUAGGUGUAACUUAUUCAACAUUUACUGAAUGUUUUCAAGGACUCGGCUCCAAACUAAUUGGCACCCUGUCAAAGAAGUCAUCGUUCUGAAUGUAUUUUAUUCAAGCAAAUGGACAAAGAGUCCAGUGUAAACUUUGCAAACAGCAGUUUGCAUAUCACAGCUCAACAACCAACAUGGCAGAUCACUGAAAAACAGUGGGGGUUGAACGAUUAUCAGAUUUGAUAUUCAGCAUAUUUUCAGUAAUUGGCAUCAUUAUUUUAUGUAACUAAUUCUGAUAAAAUAAUUUCAGAAUGUGCCACAUCAGUUGGUAUGCAGCCACCUCUUUCUAGCUAUAACCACUACUCUGUGGUCUCAAGCAAUAUCCCACCCACAGGACUGAUUAGUUAUGCACUACGAUUAACAGCCUCUCAACACUAAAAAAUACAGUUGAAAAAGUUCUUUUUUAAACUAACAUAGAGGACAAAUAAACACAGAUUACAACAAAGUUUUGAGUUGACCCUUGCGUUGUUCUAAAUUUUACUGCAAAUGUAUAUCAGCUCAAAAUAUGACUUAUCAGUCCCUUUGAAUAUUAAUAAUCUGUACAAGUAUUGGUCAUGAAAAAACAUAUCAGUCGACCACUAAAGAAAGAGUGGGCUAACCUGUCGGUGUUACAUUUCCUCAGUAGUUAUUGCUGGGAUGACCAACUGAUAUAGUUCUACUUUCAGAAGUCAUAUGAAUAUGGGCAGGUGGACAGUGGUCUGCUUUGAAUCUGUUGCUAUCAUUUCAGUAUAAAAUGAUUUAUUAUGCUGCAAACACUAGUUUUUAAGUUUAUUUAUAGUUCAUUUAGGCUAUUAAGUCCAGCAGGUAGGAUGUACUCAAUGGAACAUUUAGUUCAUCCGAUAAAUUGCUGAUUGUUUUUCCCAUGACCAAUCGAUGGGUAGAAGAGUAGGUGCAGUUCCAGAUUUUAUUUGGCUGACUACAACCCUAAACAAAACAAGCACUGUGUUAAACUGCGAGAGGUGGUAAAAUGUGGUUUUCUGCUCCACAGGAGGCAGAACAUACAUUAAAGCAGCGGGUACUAAUCACGUACCCCACCUAUCAAACGCUGCACCUCUGGUUAUCAAAAAAAGGCAAAAUUUGGAUGAGACUAACUCUGGCUGCUAAUGAUAUUGGAUGUUCCAAUUGGCUAUUAAACCUUCAUUACAUAGAUUGGAAGCCAGUGGCUCCACGUGAAGCAUUUAGAGAAAAUGAACACAGUGUAAGUGGGAGCUCUGCAGAGUCAACACCAUAGAAAGAAUGAAUUAAAGUGCCGAUAGAAAACCUGUAAAAAAGUAUAAAUGUGCACCUAGGGGCACAAUCACUGCUGUCUAUUUAAAUUCAGUGCUCUUUCACAGUGUAUUACAUGGUAUACGCAACACAGUAACUGCUAAUGGCAGCCUGGACGCCAUCCAAUAUGCCAACAUGGGGUGAAUUUUCUGACAAGGCGGGCCAAAGAAAAGGGGUCUGCCUGUGGGAUGAGUGAGCAUAAAGAGGAAUUUAUGAUGUGGAGGAACAAGGCUGGCAGAAAUCACUGGAAGCACCUGACUCGUAAAUUGAGAGCAUGUUUCUGUCAGCGAGAAGAAGGAAUGACUAAUGUCUCAGAUUGCUGCUUGGGCCAGUUCUUUCAUCUCAAUAAAGUGACUUUGAUAUCUCUCCACCCCUACCCAAAUGUGCCAGGGACAGUUUGUUCAGCUUCAAAGAAUUAAAGCAGCACUUUGCUGAGACAAUGCAGCCUCAUUAUGCACAUAAUCUUACAAGUGUAAACAGUUUGGCACAAAAGUGCUGGGUGUGAGAUGGAUCUGUUCCCUGACUGAUGUCGUCUGAGGCUAAAUGCAACAUAUUAUGUUGUGUACUAUUUAAAGCCCAAUUCAUAACAACCGUACAAAUCUGUUCCUUAAAAUAACUUAAAGCUGCACUAAUCAAUAUGUUAUCAUGAACAAUGUGAUGUGAAAGAGGUGGCUCGAGAAUUACUGCCUCACUCUGCAGUUUGCUGCAGCUCUGUGAAGCAUUCUAGCAUUCUUGACCUCAUUGUUUUUAAUUUAUGGGUGACAAAAUUUACUGAUUUGGUUCAUAGGCAGGAAGAGGUGGUGACCAAAGGAGUGAAUACUGGCCAGUAACAUGGCUGUGAAUAAUAAAUAUUAAAAUUCUUCUUUGCAAAUGAGCCAGGUAGGGUCAGCCUAUUAAUUGUUUGCCAAAACAUAAUGCAGGUUUAAGUCAGAUGAAAAUGAGCAUUUUUGAGUGUUCCUUAUGUGUGCAUUAAUCACAAUCACAAUUGUGGUUUCCCACAAUUAAAUGAACAUGAUUGACUGUGAUCUUGACAUUUAAAAUCUGUGCUUUGCUCAUAGAAAACAGGCCAAGAAGAUAAAAUCUCUUCGUUUUUAGUUGGGUAAAUUUGACAUCACAACCCUUUAAUUUACUUUCCUUAAAGUAAUUUUUGGUCCCACACUUUUGUGAUAUGCUGUGCUACUAUAACUUAGAAGGCACUAGAAGCUUGUCUAUGCACAACCACCUUGCUUUUAUCUACCAUAACCCGCAUGUGAGACAUUAUGGGGGCACUGGUAAAUUGUAGCAUCUUCGACAAGCAGAUGUACAGCAAGUGAGGCAUUUUAGGUACAACUGUAUUUAUAAUUUGCUUCUAGGAGGGAGAUGCACCUAAUUCAGGUGAAGAUCAUUUUAUGUCUUAUAUUGAUGCAAAGAUUAGAAAAUUAGCAGGAAAGCAGUACAGCGUGGAGAUAAAAGCUGUGCAAGUGAAAGAAAAAUAGUCCUUAUAAUUAUUGAAUUAUCAUGAUGAAUAACCAUGACCUCAGCAUUACUCAAAUUGACUGUGAUUUUCAUUUUAGCCAUAAUGGUGCAGCCGUAACUCCUGUAUAAAAACACUGUCGAGCAGCAUGAAAAUUAAAAAUCCUGUCCAUCAUUUUGGAAGUGAGAGCAGGUUCCAGUUUUGCGUUUCAGCUUUUAGCGCUGGAGAUAAUCUUUUGUUAACUUUCACAUCACUGAUUGUACUUUCAAUGCACCACAGCAAACAGAGGGGAUGUGAAAAAGCAGAGUUAUAUAAUUAAAACAUUGGAAAUGCAGCUUUUGACAAAUUCACUUCAGACCAAUCUCAAAUAUCUUCAGCAGCAAAUCUGUUUCUCUGGGACUAAUUUGCACAGCUGGGAGAGGUUGGAUUCAUUUAACUCCUCUUUAAAGCCAACACAUUUUUAAUUAUGUUAAUUUUAAAGCUCCAUUUCACCAGGAAACAAGAAAAACUAGCCAUGCCCAUUGUCCAUUUAACGAAUAUGAAUGAAACCAACAGCAUUGCUGCGCAGCAGUGUUUGGACGUCUCAGUUAUCUUUGGGCCCAGAUCUUCUCCCUCGGUUCAGUUGUACUGGGCUGGAGCCAUCCAUGCUUGCCGUCUAUCCCCUAGCUCGCCCACAAUCCCUGAUUAAUGUGGUCUGGGCGGGAGCUGUCAGAAAUGGCAGAGAGAAUCAUGGGAUUUCUCCUUCAGAGUCCCAAUGACACCCAGCAGCUGCAGGAGUAAACAGAUGACUAACCACUGGCCUUUUGGCAGCCUGUGGAGAUUCACAUGGAGGGAGGGCUGCGAACGUUGCUUUGACAUUUAGGUGGAUUAGAAAGUUCUUGGGUUCUGCUCUCGUGGUGUCAGAGGUGGCUGGCAUAGUAAUUAUAUGCGUCUUGCUUCUCUUCCGCUUGACCCCCAACCGCAGCGAAAACAACGUAGAGCUUCACUUUUCCACUUAGAGACUCUUUGUUCAAAUGAAAUGUUUAAGUGUAAAACAUCCUCAUUUAUAAACAAAUCACAUUGUGUUUGCACUGAGACAUGAAAGUAUCCUGCUUUAAAAAAAAAUAAAAAAUACAACCAAUUGUCAUUUCA